Budorcas taxicolor (takin) is the source of this 1614-nucleotide messenger RNA. RefSeq names its product membrane associated ring-CH-type finger 1 (gene MARCHF1). Gene Ontology annotation, molecular function: ubiquitin protein ligase activity; zinc ion binding; MHC protein binding. Gene Ontology annotation, biological process: protein polyubiquitination; antigen processing and presentation of peptide antigen via MHC class II; immune response. Bases 1 to 1614 code for a protein of 537 amino acids. The record is from RefSeq and is a predicted model, not a curated record. Gene Ontology annotation, cellular component: late endosome membrane; lysosome; early endosome membrane. NCBI's taxonomy places the organism in Eukaryota, Metazoa, Chordata, Mammalia, Artiodactyla, Bovidae. The transcript is spliced from 7 exons.
AUGCUGGGCUGGUGUGAAGCAAUAGCCUGUAAUCCUCGCAGGAUUCCUAACACCACUAGGACCCCAGAGGGCUCAGAAGAGUGGGCUGAUACCUCGCAAGCCUCCACACUGAAUGACAAAUCCCCAAGACGAUCUGCAAGUCGAUCAAGUAAUAUUUCAAAAGCCAGCAGUCCAACAACUGGGACAGCUCCCAGGAGCCAGUCAAGGUUGUCUGUCUGUCCAUCCACUCAGGACAUCUGCAGAUCUGCCAUCUCACAUGACAUGUCAGGAGCCUCACUUGAGCACAGCACAUCUGUCACAGUGCUGAGCCCUGCUAGGCAGGAGCCUGGUAAGAAACCAGUAACACAGAAGUCUAGGAGGAGGAGGCGGGCAUCUCAGAGGUACGAGCAUGCCCAAGAACAGGGGAGAGGGAUAAGAAGCGACUUUCACCUCCACGUUCCCAGCCCCCGAUACAGUGAGACCGACACAGAUUCUUCAGACUCAUCUUCCACCCGUGAGAGUCACUGGAUUCAGGCAAAGAGAAGAGCCCAAGUGAAGUUCCGCCUGUCGCGGAGAAGAAGGAGAAAUAACAAAACAAGUGGAAAGCUGGAUGAGUCUUCUGCUCCUAAUGAAAUCAAUCCAGUACAUUUGAGAUCCAAAGAUAGAAAGCACACGGAGCUGACCAGCUGUGAGAGCUGCUCUUUAAACCUGCACAGAGCAAAAGGCACAACGUAUGAAGGAUGUGGUGUCCCCCUGUCGAGAGGGUCCUCUGAGAGUAAAAGACCCUCAAGGAAGCAACAGGAGAGCAGAGGUGGGGACCACCACAGGGAUCCUCAACUCCAACGUCGGUGUGGGCAAGAUGAAACAACAGUCAAGAGAAGAUUUUCGGGGACUGAUUCCAGCACUGAAAUGCUGGCGGUCAAAGGUGGCAAGUCUGCUGGUGAUGCGGGGUUCCAGGAGCCUCCUGCCACGGACCAUGACGGGUCUGAUCAUUUACAAGCAUGCAGGAUCUGUCACUGCGAAGGGGACGAGGAGAGCCCGCUCAUCACGCCCUGCCGCUGCACAGGCACCCUACGCUUCGUGCACCAGGCCUGUCUGCACCAGUGGAUCAAGAGUUCUGACACACGCUGCUGUGAGCUGUGCAAGUAUGACUUCAUCAUGGAGACCAAGCUCAAGCCUCUGCGGAAGUGGGAGAAACUGCAGAUGACCACAAGCGAAAGGAGGAAAAUCUUCUGCUCCGUCACUUUCCACGUCAUUGCCAUCACCUGCGUGGUCUGGUCCUUGUACGUGCUGAUAGAUCGGACGGCAGAGGAGAUCAAGCAGGGAAAUGAUAAUGGUGUCCUCGAAUGGCCAUUUUGGACAAAGCUGGUUGUGGUGGCCAUCGGCUUCACAGGAGGUCUGGUCUUCAUGUAUGUACAGUGCAAGGUCUACGUGCAGCUGUGGCGCAGGCUGAAGGCCUACAACCGCGUGAUCUUCGUGCAGAACUGCCCAGACACCGCCAAGAGGGCGGAGAAGAACCACUCUUGCACCGUGAGCAUGGACACCAAGGACUCUGGGGCGGUGCCCGCACUGCAGACAGGGACCACCGCACGGCCACCAGCGGAGGCUGGCCCCACUGAGCUCAUACCCGUGUGA